GGACUGACGCAUUUCAGCGAAAUCGGAGGCUAAAAGGGCCACGGCGUCAGGAGAAAAAAUUUUGGGCGGCUUGGCCAGCCCAAGGGCUCCUUGGCUUUUCUCGGGUUUUUUUUGCACUGUUUUGACGGCGCCCAUUAACAGUUGCAGGUCAGAAACGGUGGACAGUUGUUCAGGAAAGUUUGGACGCGUGCGUUUAAGUGCGGGGAUUCAAGUAAUGCGGGCUGGUAAAAUAGAUGUUCACCGCCGUUUACUGAUAAAUAAUUUUUUUGUUGGAUGGCCGGAUGUUGGAAUCGCAGGACAGAAUUCGGUGCUUUCGCUUGGAGCUUCUAACGAAACUUGUUCUGCGAGGUUGGUAGUGGAGCUUGAGAGUGUUUUUACAGUUGGAGGGUUUGUUGUUUUGCUGCUAUUCGUUGUCAAAGUUUUGCUGAAACCGGUAAAACUAUUAUCCGUGAAAAAAGUGAUGAAUAGUGGAAUAACCAGUGAUUCCUUGGUGUAG
Molecule: messenger RNA, 496 nt
Organism: Radiomyces spectabilis
Lineage: Eukaryota; Fungi; Mucoromycota; Mucoromycetes; Mucorales; Radiomycetaceae
Exons: 1
Coding region: 215-496 (93 amino acids)
Source: RefSeq, a predicted model, not a curated record